Messenger RNA from Penicillium oxalicum, 1146 nucleotides. RefSeq names its product proteasome regulatory particle lid subunit RPN9. Lineage: Eukaryota; Fungi; Ascomycota; Eurotiomycetes; Eurotiales; Aspergillaceae. Gene Ontology annotation, cellular component: cytosol; nucleus; proteasome regulatory particle, lid subcomplex. The record is from RefSeq and is a predicted model, not a curated record. Gene Ontology annotation, biological process: ubiquitin-dependent protein catabolic process. Bases 1 to 1146 code for a protein of 381 amino acids. Gene Ontology annotation, molecular function: structural molecule activity. The transcript has 3 exons.
AUGGACCCCUCCAAGAUCCCCGAUUUCUUGGCCGAGCAGCAAGCCAAAGGCACACCCGAGACACAGACCUAUUUCCUCACUUUCGAAGACUAUUGGGAGCGAAAGCUAUGGCAUCAGCUGACUGAUUCGUUGGUGGAGUUUUUCCGCAUGCCCGAGAGUGCACCCCAGCGACUGGCAAUCUUCAAGGCCUUUGUGUUGAGCUUCGCGGAUCGGAUCAAUCAGCUCAAGUUUGUAUCACUGGGGUUGAUGGCAUCAACAGAAUGUUCCGAUAAUGAAGAGCGUCUCGCUUUCCUCACAGCCCUUUCCAACAAGGUCAACAAGCCCGAAUCACAAGAUGCCUAUGUUUAUGCGCUUGCCGACGUCGCCAGUGUCAAGCUGCGAUUGCCUGACCUUGAUGGAGCACAAAGUGAUUUGGCUACCUGUCAGAGGGUAUUGGACUCGUUCGACUCGGUCGAGACUGUCGUGCACGCAUCAUUCUACAAAGUGAAUGCGGACUAUUACCACGCGAAGCAAGAAUUCGCAUCUUUCUACAAAAAUGCCCUCCUCUACCUGGCCUGCAUCGACCUCAAAGACCUUUCCGAGACUGAGCGUGCAUCUCGCGCCUACAAUCUGAGCGUCGCGGCACUCGCGUCCGACUCCAUCUACAACUUCGGAGAGCUUCUUCUGCACCCUAUCCUAGAUUCCUUGACCGAGACCCCUCACAACUGGCUGCGCGAUUUGCUCUUCGCCUUCAACCGGGGCGACUUGACCGCAUACGACGUGCUCGCCGGCAACAUCAGCAAGAACAAGCUGCUCGAGUCACACCGCAUGUUCCUCUACCAGAAGAUCUCACUCUCCGCGUUGACGGAGAUGGUCUUCCGACGCCCUCCGCACGACCGAUCCCUCUCCUUCCGCGAUAUCGCGGCCGAGACCAAGGUGCAACCGGACGAGAUCGAGCAUUUGGUCAUGAAGGCGCUGUCGCUCGGUCUAUUGAAGGGGUCAAUCGACCAGGUGGCGCAGGUAGCUCACAUUUACUGGGUGCAGCCCAAGGUAUUGGACAUGAAGCAGAUUGAAGGUAUGCGAAACCGACUGAAGGACUGGGAUGCUGGUGUCAAUCAGCUUGGUCACUGGAUCGAGGGCGUCGGAAAGGAUGUUUGGGCGGCAUAG